Vicia faba (fava bean) is the source of this 453-nucleotide messenger RNA. Lineage: Eukaryota; Viridiplantae; Streptophyta; Magnoliopsida; Fabales; Fabaceae. The record is from the annotation of a GenBank genome assembly.
AUGGUGUUGACAUCAAACAUAAUAACUUGUGAUGUUGUCGAAACUGCAACACAUAUUAAGAAUCUUGUCGCAACCGCAACCUACCAGAAUUUAAAACUGUUUCACAACUAUCCAUGGACUCAGUUUCUGCAACUUUUCUCGCUUAAAUUUGCCAACAAGGUAGAUUCUGACAUAGAAAUUGAUGAAGAUAACAAGAACACCAGUGUUGAGAACAGAAUUGAAAACCCAGGCACCAAUUCCAUUACAGCCACCUUUGAAAAAGAAAUGAAUCAAGAAAAGUCCAACAUGACAGGCCACGUUACACCCCAUCAACACAACCUGGCAGUUCAAGAUGAAUGGAAAACAAGCCGAUCGGAGUCCGAUUGCAGUCCAGAAUCUGUAACCGUAAACCAGAGAGUAGACGAGGGUCGCGAAGAGGAUCGCGAGAACUUGAAAGGAUUGCGAGAAUUCUAA